CACACCCUUCAUAUUCCCAAUUCUCUUUCCCCAUUUCUUCUCCGAACCCUCGAUCGAGAAAAGGAGACACACACACACACAAACACGCGCUCCUAUAUUUUCUCCUCCACCGUCGCUCUCUCCAUCAACCACAUCAACACAUGGCAAACGCAGCAUCGGGUAUGGCAGUCGAUGACGACUGCAAGUUAAAGUUUUUGGAGCUCAAGGCAAAAAGGACAUACCGGUUCAUAGUUUUUAAGAUUGAGGAGAAGCAGAAGCAGGUCAUUGUGGAAAAGCUUGGUGAGCCAGACAAAGGCUAUGAAGAUUUCACUGCUAGCCUUCCUGCUGAUGAGUGCCGUUAUGCUGUUUAUGAUUUUGAGUAUCUGACUGAAGGGAAUGUCCCCAAAAGCAGGAUCUUUUUCAUUGCAUGGUCCCCUGAUUCGUCCAGGGUCAGAAGCAAGAUGAUUUAUGCAAGCUCCAAAGACAGAUUCAAGAGGGAGCUGGAUGGAAUUCAAGUAGAGUUGCAAGCAACCGAUCCUACUGAGAUGGGUCUUGAUGUGUUCAAAAGCCGUGCCAAUUAAAUUAUUAUAAAUAGUAGGCUUUCUGGUGGGAGCUCCCCUUAAGCCUUAGUUACUCAUGGAAAUAUCCAUAGUUUGUGGGAUGUUCAACUUGGGUAGUUAUGGUCCCAAACUCCCAAUUUUCCCAAGUUGUGGCAUAAAGUCUAUUGCACCUUUGACAAGCUUGGCUUGUUCCCGUGUAUCUUAUUAUGAUUUGUGAUUUAUACAACCUUUGCGUUUGAGUGGCAUUUCAGUCGUCUUAUCCUUACUAGUUGAAUUUGUAACUGUUUUGUGUGAUCAGACAAAAAAUGAGGUUCACUUAUUUAGUAUUGACACUCGUCAUCCACUAAUGCCUUGUGACUGCAUUUGGCUGAUAUAUGUUUUCCUUGUGUCAUGCUAUAUCCCUUUUUUUAGGAAUGACAUCCUAUUCAAUUGGUUGCUUUUUCUUACUUGAAACUAUUUUACUUCAUUCAUAGCAUAUAAACCUUUUUUGGGUUUUACCAUGAACAUU
Abrus precatorius (Indian licorice) is the source of this 1047-nucleotide messenger RNA. RefSeq names its product actin-depolymerizing factor 2-like. NCBI's taxonomy places the organism in Eukaryota, Viridiplantae, Streptophyta, Magnoliopsida, Fabales, Fabaceae. The transcript has 3 exons. Gene Ontology annotation, molecular function: actin filament binding. The coding region runs from base 141 to 560 and encodes 139 amino acids. The record is from RefSeq and is a predicted model, not a curated record. Gene Ontology annotation, biological process: actin filament depolymerization. Gene Ontology annotation, cellular component: cytoplasm; actin cytoskeleton.